GAUGAAGUAUGGUGGCAUGUUCCGUGACGUGAUUAAAGCUCUCACGGAGGCACACCACUCACGAUGGUGCUCAACAUUGGUAUUCAGUUACCGUAGACAAAUACAGCAGAAGAAUAGAGAGGGCUACCUGUGUGUAUGUGUGUGUCAGACUGAACAACAACAUCAUGGACACUGAAUAUUCAAAGAGAGUGUACCAGGGCGUCCGAGUCAAGCACACAGUCAAAGACCUGUUGGCAGAGAAACGAUCUCGACAGACACAUGGCCCAAGAUACAGUAGUGGUUCAACAACUCCACCUUCUUUCAUUCAAAUGUCAGGAUCUCAUAUGUUACCCAGUUACUACAGCAUGAGGCGGCCUUGUAUAUCGGAUUCGGACAUUAGUCCAUCUACCAAGCAGUUUUCACCAGAUGUGUACCCGUCUACCUUUGGAGGCAGACCACUGGGCUGUGAGACCUCAAGCUUCUCUCUCAUUGACACCUACUAUCCUGACACUUUCAGUGAAUACCGCAACACCACCACCACCUUCUCCGGCUCUGGGGGAUCUUUUCUCCCUUCUUCGGCCCUAUCUUCGCUUUUGCCACCCUUCAGUGGAGAGUCAUCACAUGUAUAUAUGAGAGACUCGUGGGAGCAGUCGAUUCCAGAGCCAGUUCCUCAGGUAGACGCUCUCUGUCCAGACAACUUGGCUUCAGUCAGCAUCCCAUCUUCCAUGCCCAGCCCAGAAUCCCAAGGGAGCCCCUCGCAGCCAAGCCAAGGCUCAUCCGUGGCCCCUGGUUCCAGCAGCCAGUCCUACACUCUGCACGCCCUUGAGGAUGUGCACUACCACCUGUUAUCCUCCAGCAACCCCUACUCAGCUCCGACCUCCUCCUUCCCCUGUCCCCCCUACAUGAACAGCGACUUGGCAUCCAAGAUUGUCACAGAGGAGCCAGCAGACAGCCAUACUAGUCUCCCUCUCAAUUUGGAGGCUCACACAUCCUGGGAUAAGGAUGAUGGCGUGAGCUCCUGGUCACCCUAUGAGCUCAGGAAGGUCUACUGACUGGCUCCCAUAUGUCUGAGUUUGAGGUUGUUUUUUUAAGGAGAAACGGUCUGUGACACAGAUCGGGGAGGAGUGGAUGGACCUUAUCUUGGUUGGAUGUCAUCAAGCACCACCGCGAGGAAUU
Molecule: messenger RNA, 1155 nt
Organism: Syngnathus acus (greater pipefish)
Lineage: Eukaryota; Metazoa; Chordata; Actinopteri; Syngnathiformes; Syngnathidae
Gene: pou2af2a
Exons: 5
Coding region: 165-1031 (288 amino acids)
Molecular function (GO): POU domain binding; DNA binding
Source: RefSeq, a predicted model, not a curated record